AUGUUAUCACGGCACUUCAUCAUUGAUUGUUCUGGUUUAACCUUCGUGGAUUGUAUGGGUGUUAGCACCUUGAAAGAGGUGUAUUCUGAGAUGAGAAGUCGAGGAAUUUUAGUUUAUUUUGCAGCAGCUAAAGGUAGGCUUAGCAUUGCCACCAAAAUGAAUAUUUUGCCGAAAUUUCGCUAUGCAGCUGCUGUACGUGAGCUUUUUGAAUCGAGCGGCUUCUACUCGUUUGUGGCUAAAGAGAACUUCUAUCCAACUAUGAGAGAUGCCGUCGCAAUCGCUCGGACAAGGCAACAAGCGUAA
This is a messenger RNA of Angiostrongylus costaricensis, 303 nucleotides long. The record is from the annotation of a GenBank genome assembly. Lineage: Eukaryota; Metazoa; Nematoda; Chromadorea; Rhabditida; Metastrongylidae.